Micromonas commoda is the source of this 718-nucleotide messenger RNA. RefSeq lists its product with no specific name. The record is from RefSeq and is a predicted model, not a curated record. The coding region runs from base 26 to 718 and encodes 230 amino acids. The transcript is spliced from 3 exons. Lineage: Eukaryota; Viridiplantae; Chlorophyta; Mamiellophyceae; Mamiellales; Mamiellaceae.
CCGCGCGCGAGAGGCGGCCUCUCGAAUGGCGGACUGCGAGCCGUGGCGCGAUGUAGUCAAGGUUUGCGAUAACUUCGAGUACAUGGAGACCGCGACGGCGGCGACGACCGGCGGGCACGUUUGGCCGGCGGCGCGUCGCCUUCUCGAAUACGUCGAGGCCGCCCGCCCGCCGUGGGCGGCGAGACGCGGCGCGCGGAUACUGGAGCUGGGCGCGGGCACGGGGUGGAUGGGCAUGACCCUCGCCGCCAACCUUCCCAACGCGAGCCGCGUGAGGAGGGCCACCGUGGGAGAGACCGUCCCGUCCACCUCCUCCGCGUUGCUCACGACGGCGUCCAUGACCGCGUCGAACGGCAUUCGAUCCGCGACGAACAGAGCUCGCCUGUUGGCUCCUUUUUUCCGCAUGCCCAAACUGGGCUCCACCUGCAGCUUGCCAACCUCCACGGUGCUCUUCCCCACGGCCACGGCGCUCGUCAUGCGCAGCACGUCGCCGAUCAUGACCCCCGCGGCCGACGCGUUGCUCCCUUCGAUGAUCUCCACCGCGACGCACUCGCCAUCCACGUCCUCCAAGACUAUGCCCAACGGACGCUCAAUCUCGAAUGCGAGUAACGUCGCGUUGGCGCCGAAGACGAUGGACUCGCGGCCGAUGUUACCGCCGCCGAGGUUCAGGCCGUACGUCUCCAUGAAAGUUCCGUCGGGGUUGUCCUCCUUGACGCCGUAG